AUGAACGGAGACAGCAAAGACAGUGUGAAGCGGGCGAUCACGGAGGCAGCUGUCGAGAACUUUGAGUUGCUGCUCGAGUCUAGAGAGUCGAACAAACGCAUAGACGCCGUAGCUUCUGAGGCAAUACGGAAAUCCAACUUAUUACGAGAAACCUUAGCUAAGCUCCAGUUUCAUAGCCAAAGGAUGUCGGAUGUCGGCGCGUCUUGGCGUGGAGAGAAGCAAAUCCUUACGAAUGCCAUGUCAAAUUAUCCGCAAUUACUAGCGAUAGCAGAGGCGCCAUCGCUGCUACGGGAUUGCAUCUACCACGGCAUGUAUCACCAGGCUUUGUUGCUGAUCGAGCAUAUGUCGAGAAUCACCCCGCGCGAUGCGAGGGCAGAGAAUCCCUUCACGCGCAUUCAGCUCGAGCUUUGGCAUAACCUAGACGUGUGCUUUGACGAGGUGGUGCUGCCGCGGCUAUCGGAGGCCCUCACGGUGGAUGUUACCUUCAAGCUGAUCACGUUUUUACGCCGAUUGGGCAUCGAUAAGUCUCGGGUUUCCGAUCUCUUCCUCGAGAGGCGGACGAUCUACCUGGAUCGGCUCAUGCAGGAGGCCGAGCAGAGUCCCCUCCCCUACACACGCGUGAUCAAGUUGAUUAAGAUCUAUCAAAACCAAACCAGCGAGGUACUCACGCAGUACGGGGUGUGUUUUCUACCCUCCCCAGAGAGGCAAGCGGAGGAAGGGGAAAGAAGGGAGGCGGAAGACGAGGAAGACGCCGACGACGCGGAAGGAUGGGGGGAGGGGAUUCAGCGGUGGUGCUACACCCGCGCGGAGCGUUUUCUCGCGGCCUUUGAGCGCGCUGUGGAACUGCUCACGAACGGCUCGGAGCUCGCGUUGGUGGCAGAGCAGUGCGCGGCCUGCACGGCGAGUGUCGUGGGGCUGCGGCUGGACGUCUCCCCUGCCCUCCACGCGAUCCUUCGCCGCCGCGUUCGGGGGCUUUUCGCCGCGCAGAUGACGCUCGCGGCGGGGGCGUACACCCGUAGCAUGCGGGGGGUUUCCUGGCGUCGAUCCACCACCCUUCGCGGGUCCGGGCGGGCCGUGGAAGGCGCGAUUUCGGAAACGGCGAUGGGGACCUCCCCGCCGGUGAUUCUCGCGCGUUGCCUGCCCCUCGCCUGCGCGGUGAAUGGGAUGCUCACGGCGUUUAACCUCUGCCGACGGGUGGUCCUCGCGGGGGUGCCCUCGCAGGCGGCGGAGCACCUCGUCGGGUUGCUUCGCCGGAUCGCGGCGGAUCUCACGCGGGAGGCGGCGGUGGUGGAAACCCUUCCCGCCCUCGAGCAGGGCGGCUACGACGACUUCGUGCGCGUCUUCGUUGGGGUCCUUUUUCCCUAUGUCAUGGAGUGUACGGAGCGGCUUUUUGGGGUGGAUGCGCGGCGGUGGGUGGAGGGGGGGAUGGCGAAGGAGAUUGAGGAGCUCACACGGCGGCUACCUGCGGAGGGAGGAAAGGGGGAGGCUGGGGAGCCCGUCCAGACCCUUGCCGCCGCCCCCUCUUUGUCGGUUUCUUGA
Phytomonas sp. EM1 is the source of this 1539-nucleotide messenger RNA. The record is from the annotation of a GenBank genome assembly. Lineage: Eukaryota; Euglenozoa; Kinetoplastea; Trypanosomatida; Trypanosomatidae.